This is a messenger RNA of Aethalodelphis obliquidens (Pacific white-sided dolphin), 1140 nucleotides long. RefSeq names its product hydroxypyruvate isomerase (putative) (gene HYI). Gene Ontology annotation, biological process: glyoxylate metabolic process. The record is from RefSeq and is a predicted model, not a curated record. NCBI's taxonomy places the organism in Eukaryota, Metazoa, Chordata, Mammalia, Artiodactyla, Delphinidae. Gene Ontology annotation, molecular function: hydroxypyruvate isomerase activity. The transcript is spliced from 7 exons. Bases 182 to 1054 code for a protein of 290 amino acids.
GGCAGUUCGGGUUUCGAGGCGGCCGAGGUCGGCUGGCCGUACGGGGAGCCGCCGGAGGCGCUGGCGCGCACGGCGCAGGAAGUGGGGCUACAGCUCGUGCUGAUCAACACGCCCCCGGGAGACCGAGAGAAAGGGGAGAUGGGGCUGGGGGCCGUUCCCGGGAGGCAGGCGGCCUUCCGAGAUGGGCUGGAGCAGGCUGUGCUGUACGCCAAGGCUCUGGGCUGUCCCAGGCAUGAGGAGAAGGGGCACGGAAAAGGAGAAUUUGGAAGUACAGGAGGCGCUAAGUGAGAGACCUGGGGAGAUGGGAAUCCGGCAUGAUCGGAGAGCAGCUGGAAGAGGUGCACCCAGGGAGCAACGGAGUGAAAGCUCGCGCUUCGAGGGUGGACUCCACAGCCCCAUCCAGGCCCAUUUUCCCCACAGGAUUCACCUGAUGGCUGGCCGAGUGCCCCAGGGGGCUGAUCGAGCAGCAGUCAGGGGUGAAAUGGACACAGUUUUUCUGGAGAACCUGAGGCAUGCAGCUGGGGUUCUGGCUCAGGGAGAGCUCUACUCACGGAUCCUGCCUGGUGCUAGGAGAACCUUGUGGGGCUGCUGGAGCCCAUCAACACCCGCAUCACGGACCCCCGCGGCAGCCAUCUUAGAGAAAGUUGGAAGACCCAACCUCCAGUUACAGAUGGACAUAUUCCACUGGCAGAUCAUGGACGGGAACCUGACGGGGAACAUCCGGGAGUUCCUGCCCCUCGUUGGUGAGGGCCCCUUUCUUGGCUCCUUCCUAGUCUGCCAUGAUGCUUCCUCUGUCCUCCCACUCUUUCUACCCCCCCCCCACAUCUGCCCACAUCUGCUCCCAGGGCACGUGCAGGUGGCACAGGUCCCAGGCCGAGGGGAACCCGGCAGCCCUGGAGAGCUGAACUUCCCCUAUCUGUUCCAACUUCUGGAAGAUGAAGGCUACAAAGGCUUUGUGGGCUGCGAGUACCAGCCUCGAGGAGACACGGUAGAGGGCUUGAGUUGGCUACGUUCGUACUGGGAUAAGCGGGGCCGCCCACAGGCUGGCCAGUGAGGUCCUGCGCUCCAGCCACACACCUCUGGGAUGGUGAGCUGCACAUCCCGAGUCUCCUCUGAAUUAAAGACAAUCUGCUGAAGGUU